GAGGACUUUGCUCACAGUCAGGGGGUUUCUGCAAGCAAGUCUACUAAAACUGCUCCGUGUGUCAAAUAGGAAUAUGGGAAGCGGUCGACUUCUCUGAAGGCCAGGUCUGAUCUGCAUCCAGCAGCGUUGCUUCUGACAACCUGAGUGCCAUCACCAUGAUGGAGAUGAGGACCACAAUGAGGAGAGCCCAGUCCCUGAAGAACCUCUCCACGGGUCACAAUGAGUGGUGGGGGGCCAGGGGGACGGGAAUCGGGACAGGACGGUGGGACCGGAGGAAGUCUGUCUCUCAGCUUGUAGACCAGUAUCAGAGUUCCCUAGAACUCCGGAGCAUUGGCACAGAGGAACACAAGCAAAAGUUCACCCCUCCCAAAGACCCAAAAUCCACAGGCAGCAAAGUAGACACCCUCCUGAGGAGGUAUGAGAGCAGAGAGUGGGCCAGGCAGUCAGCCCGUGAUGGAGGGGGUCCUGCUCUGUCCCGAAGUCGCUCUAUGGACUACCUGCCUCCACACAAACCCACGGGUACUGAAGCCAUGAGGGCGCUGUUCGAGUCCAAAGCCGCCCUGCAGCACAACUUCUCCAGCACCCCCUGGCUCAACCCCAACCCCAACACCAACAACAGGCUGCUAACUGUGGGGGGCACCAGGGGCACACAAAAACAAACACAGAGCGCCCCUCCCACUCCAGCCAGAAAGGAGACCACUCACCAGCGGGUGAACACCGUUCAGCAAGAGCGAAGGAAGACAAUUAGCGGUGUCUCUGUGACCCCUGACAAAACACCUAGUCUACCGAAUGGGAAGAAGAGACCAUCACAGCCAGACCUGAGGGAAAAAUCUGCCAUCACACAACUAGAAAGAUCCUCUUCGGUGAAAGCCAGAUCUGCUUUCUUUCUCUCAAAGGCGGCAGCUGCUGACUCCACAGUCAGUCCCAUAAAACAAGGCGGUGUAAUACAGGACAGUCCCAUUUCUUCUGGAAAGAAAGCAAAACCAAGCAAGAUGGCUGACAAAACCCAACACAUAAAGGUUUCACAUGGACCUGGUGAGGAGGAUGAGCUCCCACCUCCCCCCCCUCCCCUGUCCAGACCUCACCUGGAAGGCUCACCUGCCACAGGGGACCAAGGUCAAUCAUCACUGCCUAUCCCUCCACCAAAGGAAACAUUCUCAUCAUUCUACCAACAGCGGCAGAAAAGCGAGCUGAAAAGGCUGUUUAAACACAUUCACCCUGAGCUGGGGAAAAAGAUGGAAAAUGUUGUGGAUGAGGAGCUGGUGGAAGUGCUGAAUUCAGAAAAUGCACAGUCGGCAGCAGAUGCAGGGUAUCAGGGCGAGGUCCAAUCCAUGAAGUGGAUCUUCGAGAAUUGGACCCUGGACAACAUCGGGGAUCCUCACACUACUAAAAAACUACUGGAGGAAGAAGGUCUCCAAGUGGGUGAUGUGAGAGGUGCUUCGUCCAUGUUUGAACACCGUGAGUUAGACAGCGCUCAGUUUUCCACCUCCACUUCAAGGAGAGGCCAAGUCAAAGGAGAUGUCCACACGGCAACGUGGCUGUUUGAAACGCAGCCUUUAGACUCUCUUAACAAAAUCACCCCAGAGGAAGGAGAGCUGGUGGAAGCUGUGCUGAAGGAACCUAUCCCCAGAGGGGACGUUAGAGGUGCAAGACUUCUGUUUGAGUCGAAGCCCCUUGACGCCCUCGGCCGCUGCAACUCUAUCGAGGACCACAGCUUCCUCAAGCUGAAGUCAGAGAUUCAGGAACAGAAAGGUGACAUUCAGAAGACAGUAAAGCUCUUCCAAGCGGAGCCCUGCUGUGCCCUCCAGGACAGCAGAGGAAACAUUCAUGAGAUUAAGUCCAUCUGUCGUGAAGAAAUCCAGACCAGUAAUGUCAGAACAGCCCGCUGGCUGUUUGAGACACAACCCCUGGAUGUCAUAAAUAAGGAUAUGUCUGGGGUGAAAAUCAUUCGCGGGAUCUCAUUGGAGGAGGCUCAGAAAGGUGGGGUUGACUGCAAGAGAUGGAUGUUUGAAACACAAACCUUAGAUGCCAUUCAUGAGAGUAUCCAGGAAGAUCAAUUCAAGGGGACUGUAGAGGUUGUUGAAGCAGCCGACGUUGGGAGCAAGCGACAGCUUUUUGAAACGCAGCCUUUGGAUGCACUAAAAGGGGAGUCCUCAGGAGAGGCUCAAUCCAAGGAGGAGAUCAUUGGAGGAAACGUAAGAUCCAGCCUUUGGCUGUUCGAAACCCAGCCCAUGGAGACUCUGAAGGAAAACUAUGAGGUUGGGCGUCUGCAGAAAGUUACUGUUUCUGAGGAUGAAAAGGGAAUGGUGAAAAACAAAAAGCACACAUUUGAGACCUGUACCUUAGAUACAAUCAACAAAGAAGAAGCUGAGGGAGAAUCCAAAAGUGAAACCCAAGAGAUACUAAGGGGUGAUGUUAAAGUCUACAAGAACCUCUUUGAAACAAUUCCACUUGGCACUAUUUCACACCCUGAGAAUGUGCAAGUUGAAAACCCUUAUGACAUCACAGCUGGGGAUGUAAAAGGCAACAGAACUUUAUUUGAGGCCAUACCUCUGUAUGCUAUCAAAGACUGGUCUGGGAACUUUCACAAGGUCACAACCGUGAGCAGAGAGGAAUCAAUCAACGGAAAUGUCCAAAACUACAAAUGGAUGUUUGAAACCCGACCUCUGGACCAGUUUGAUGAUGGAAAGGAAAAUGUGGAAGUCAUUAAAGGCAUCACCAGACAGGAGGAACAAGCUGGUGAUGUCAAGACAGCAAAAUGGCUUUUUGAAACUCAGCCUCUUGACUGCAUCCAUUCCAAGGUCGACCAGGCAGAACAGCAUUCAUCUGUGCAGAGGAAAGAAUCACAAGGGGGGGAUGUAAAGACAUGUAAGUGGUUAUUUGAGACGCAGCCUAUGGACAUAUUAUAUGAAAAAUCUGAAAAGAAAUCAGAAGAAGAAAUAAUACCAAAAUCUGAUGUGAAAUCCCACACAUGGCUUUUUGAGACACAACCUCUAGACAGCAUAAAAGAUGGUGAGGAGCAUCAUUUGAAACUGUGCAGCACCUUUCAGGAUGAGAAUAAGAGCGAUGUGAAUGUGAAAACAGUGAAGCACCUUUUUGAGACAGAGACUUUGGACAGCCUGUCAAUGACAGCAGAUGCAGACCAAGAUGUCCUGUAUGUCAGCAAAGUUGACGUCCAGUCCGGGGAUGUUUCUCGAGUCAAAGAAAUUUUUGAGUCAAAGUCACUUGAUGAAAUAGGCCUGUCAUCUGUGAAUGUUUCAGAGGCUGAGGAUCAGGGUGAUAACAUCCAGGCAGGCUCUGUUCACAAAUUUACUUGGCUUUUUGAGAACAAUCCAAUUGACAGCCUGAAAGAUCAGGAGGAUGGCACCACAAGCAAAUGCACUGUCGAUGAUGUGGAAGGUGGGGAUGUUGGCAGUAAAAAGUUUAUAUUUGAGACUUUCUCUCUAGAUAAGAUCCAGGAUAAGGACAAGCUUCUCGAGCACUCCUCUGUCUGCGUGGAACAGCCUGUGAGUACGAGUAACGGAAAUGUAAAAUCCAGUACAAUGCUGUUUGAAUCCCAGCCUCUGUAUGCCAUCAGAGACAAAGAUGGGCAGUUCCAUGAAGUUACCACUGUCAAAAAAGAGGAGGUCAUGAGUGGAGAUGUCAGAGGAGCUCGGUGGAUGUUUGAAACAAAACCUCUUGACACCAUCAAGCCACAGGAGGAGAUUUUUGUUAUACGAGCAGUGACCCAAGAGGACGUUCUGAAGGGUGAUGUGAAAUCGGCCAGAUGGAGGUUUGAAACGCAACCGCUGGAUUCCCUCAUGAGUCGAGAGACACCCGUGGUUAAAACGGUGGAGGACAUUCAAAAAGGUGACGUCCAGCUGAACAAACAGCAUUUUGAAUCUCAAGCAACUGCUAAAAAUAAGUAUGUGAGAAUGGUGAGCGUCACAGAUGUCCAGCAAGGUGAUGUCAGAACAUCCACUUGGCUAUUUGAGAAUCAACCCAUUGACUCCCUCAAGGGGGAACUUCUGGAGACAACCCCUGUGCACAGAGAGGACGUUCAAAAAGGGGAUGUGAAGAGAAGCACCUGGCUAUUUGAAACGCAGCCACUGGACACAAUCAAGGAUGCUGAUCCCACUGUUGACAGCACUGUUCAAGAGGAACUUCCACAGGCAGAUGUGAAGAGCACAACCUGGCUGUUCGAAUCAACUCCCCUUGACAUAAUAAGUUUUCAAUGCAAGGAACAGUCAGUCAUCUGUGAAAGCGUGAAGGAGACUUUAUGCCACCUCUCUGCUUUCAAUGCCAUUCAUUCACAUGGAAUCGUGAUUGAAGCCAAUGAGUCCCGAAGUGUGAAAAUGGCUAAAUACCAUUAUACAAGCAGUGAGGGAGCACAAAUCCAAAAGGAGGAGAUAGUUGAGGGGAAUAUCAAGAAUAUUAUGUUGCAGUUAUUAUACAGAACAAACCUGGCACCACAGGUAAUGCUCCUUAAAGAAGAUGAAAAAGGACAUGUGAAGGCCACCAAACUAGAGAUGCCAACCCAGCAAACGGCAUCUAGUGCAAAGCAAGACAAAGAAAGCAAAAUGGAAAGUGUAGCUCAAGUUAUUGAGAGUAUUCUCAGUCAAGAUAUGUCUUUGAAAAAAGGAAUUGUGAUACAAGAAACUGAAAGUGGUUAUGCUGAGAUGACAAUCUACUCACUUUAUGUUCACACUGAAAAUACAGAAGAGAGCUCUGAAGUAAUUAAAGGAGAUGUGAAGUCCACCAUUGGCACCCUAUUAGCUACUGCCCAAGACCAGAGGACCCUUGCAUCAUUUCAACCAGAGCAAAGUGAGAAAGGAAAUGUCAACCUGUACAGGAGCUGCAUUGAGAAAGGUGACCUACAAUAUCUAAAAAGCCUUCAGGUGGAACCAUCUGAGGAUGAGCUUGACUCUGCCCCAAAAGAUCAGAUUGAGAUUGUGCAGGGAGAUGUAAAGGAAGCAAAGAGAAACCUUAACCAGCUCAAGGAUCAAGUAGAGAGAACAGUCCUGGAUGUUGUACCUGGGGACGUGAAGAAUGCCAAAAAGGUCUUCUCUGAAGGCUCAAUUGAUCAGUCUAUUUGCGUGCAGAAAGAGGAGAUCGUUCCUGGAGAUGUUUUCUCUGCAAAGCAGUCUCUUGGUCAAGUCAUCAACCAACCAUUUGUAGUUGAAAAGGAGGAGAUAGUGUCAGGGGACGUUAAGGCUACUAUGCAGUCUCUGGAGAAAGCCAAACAGCAAAGUAUGCGGGUGGAGCGUGAAGUCAUUAGUCCGGGAACCAUCUACGACCUGGACGUUACGUCACACGAAACCUCUGCAGAAGAAACAAACAAAGCCCAACAGCAUGUCACUGUAACAAAGGAAGAAAUUGUGUCUGGUGAUGUCAAGGCAGCAAAAAAGUCUCUGGAGAGAGCAAGAAAAUACAGCAACCAUGUGGAACGUGAAGUUGUAGUUCCAGGAAAAAUUUACGAUCUGAAUGUUCGAUCCCAGGAAGAAUCUUCCUUAACAGAAGGGCAACAGAGGACCCAGACAGAAGAGGCCUCUUGUGAAAAACUAGAAAUGGGGAAAUCAUGCCAAGAGAAAUCCACUGAGGUUAGACCAAAUGAACAAAGACCCAACCUUCAAGCAGCUACGCAGAACCUCUGUCAGACCUCAAGAGGAGUUAAGGUAAUUCGACAGGAAACACAAGAGAAGCAACACAUAGUUGUGCAAGGAAAGCAACAAGUUGUUUCUCAGGAACACUCAACGCAAAAGAAGCAGGUAGUUUCUCAGAAGACUACAGGAGCCCAGCAAGCGAGGAGCCAGCAAACAUCAGUGCAGUUCACUCAAAAGAAAGCAACCACUCAUGCCUCAACAUCAAAGCAGUCUACAUCAUCUUCAAGGAGCCAGCAGGUCACAUCAGCUAAUCAAAAGGUCAGUGAUUCUGAGAAGACUCAAGGAACUGAUGAGAAAUGUGAAGGUUUCCAGAAAAGUGAAGUUGCAAGGGGUGCAGAUAUAAAUGUUAAAUCAGGCGACAUGCAGCCAGCCUUCUCUCUUGUAAAUCCUGUUGUAAAGUCAGAGAGUGAUUCACAGAGUUCAGAAGCACAGGCAGAAGCAGAGAUUGUUGUGAGAGGAGAUGUCAAGGCUGCUAUAAGAUCUCUGCAAAGUGCUUCCACAGAACACAGACUGGUAGAAAAAGAAGACAUUGUAAGAGGCAACAUGCAGGCAGCUCUUGAUUCCCUGGAGAAGUCGAGUGUUAAUGUUUCCAGGGGCGACUUUAAAGCAGCAAUGAUAUACAGGAAUGCAGGACAGAAAAAGAAAAAAAGUUCAGACAAUGUUUGCAAGCAGGCUGAUGUAAAGUCUGUAUGUCCAUGUGACACUGAGUUAUCUCCUUCAGUUUCAGUGACUUAUGGAGAGCAGCCAGCCACCCCAGCACUGAAUUUGACACCGGUAGCAGAUUCCUGUCCAGAUGACAUCUCAGAGAAACUACCCAUUUCCUCUGCUUUGACAAGUAAACCCAAGAGCCCACCACCACUUCCUGCCAAAGCAUGUGAAAAGCCUGUGGCUCAAAGGCCAGCCCUUCCACCGAAACCCCAUCGCUCAAAGACAACCUCUGAUGAUGUCACAGGAUGUGCACCUGUUUCACCAAAUAUGCCUGAGCAACUCAGAGAAAGCCAACAAACUCCAGUAAUACCCCCUAAGGCAAGACGCCUGGGAAGACCACUAUCUCCCCCACCACUGCCUGCAAAACCUGCAUCUAAUCAAGAACUGUCCAAGGACUUGCCGCAGGAUGCUACAGAAUCUAAACAUAUACCAGUAAACUGUGACCAGGCACAAAAGCAUCAUUUUGGAAAUAUCAUUGGAAAAAAAGAGCAUCAACCCAUCAAGAAAGAGACAAUUCAGAACACUGAGACAAGUAAUCUAAGUACCAAACAGCUUAAGAAAGAAGCUAAAUGUACAGAGGCUAAAACAGACAGGCAGGAAGAGUAUAUCAAUAAUUACUCAUCAACUCCAACUUGUGCUGAAGUGGAGAGGGAGAAACUGAAGCAACAUCAGAAGACACAUGGAUCCGAAGAGAUCCAUGCAUGCGUGGACUCUGAGAAUGGUGAAAGCAGUAAUGAGAUCCAUAUAGAUUUUCAGGCAGCUCUUCAGAAUUUUGGAGGGAGGAAAAAAGGCGUUGUGGUCACUAACCCGGUCCUACCCAAGAAAAUUAGUGUGGUUCAUGCAGAGGACAAUAAUGAAAGAAGGCAAAUGGCUAAGAAAGACACCUGCAGUAGGCAAACAUAUGUCAAAGACCAAGAAAGCCUUCACUUGGACAGACUAAAAAAUAGCAGUGCUGAUCAAAAAAUCCUUUCUUCUCACUCUGAAACACAUACCCCUUCCACAGACAACAGUCAUAGUAAUUAUAACAACCACGAGGUACAAGAGAAUAAAGUAAUUCUCAGGGAGAAAAAAACAAAAAGAGAGACAGAUGAUGAACGUAGGCAAAGACUAUCAGUCCAUAAGGAUGAAAUUAUGAGAGGUAACGUGAAGGCGGCAAUGGAGAUUUUCGAAAAUCUGAGGAAGAGAGAGGAGCUAAAGAUAAUUCUUUCAAAAGUAGAGGAAAUAGAAGGAGAGACGAGCAAAGUUGAUGUGCGAUCUUUGAAAAAUUUAUUUGAGAAUGUGCCAGCUUGGAUUGUUGCUCCUGGCAAAAAUGCAAAUGGGGGGAAGCCCAAAGGGGAAAAGAAUGUUGAAAGGACUGACUCAAUGAAAGAUUAUUCAGAAAAUACUUCCUCCAUGGAGGUUGUAUUUGGAGAUCUUGAAAGAGCAAGUGUAGAAAUAAUGAAUUUGAAAGAGCAAACGUUGGCUAGGCUUAUGGAUAUAGAGGAAGCCAUAAAAAAGGCCUUGUAUUCUGUCUCAAAUUUAAAAUCAGAGUCUGAUAUUGCUGGGUUAUCUGGACUGUUCAAUGAAUCACUGAGAAGUGAGCAAAGUCCUGCCACACCAAAGAACAUAAGGAAGAUCAGUAUAGUUUCCAGCAGAACCAAAACGGAACAAGGAAGGGAGGCAUCAGGAACAAAUGCAAAGCAAACAACCGGCUUGUCAGGAAAAUCAGAGGAAGUACAAAAGCCAGGACUACAAGCAUGCACAUCCAAACCACAAGCAGUUUCUCCCUCUUCUCCUUGCUUCAUCUCCAUUCAAUCUGCUGCCAGAAAACCUGUUGAAUCUCCCAAAACACAGUGGUCUCAUUCAACUGCCACUCAUCAGGGGACAGCUGAGAGGACACAACAUUGCCACAGCACUUUUGAAAUUAAUGGCAACCUUGGCCAGCCUUCGGCUCAUAAGGAAUCAGAGGCUGACGUCAACAAUGCUCUUCGUCCCAAGCGUAAAGUUAGCGUGCUAGAGGUACAAACAAUGCCAGAGGCUACUGGAAUUGUGGGCACCAAGACUGUCAGUGAAAAAUACGAAGAGACCGAUUGCUUUGGCAACAAGUUUGUCUCCUCCAAGACUUCAACCAUUGUUACUAAGCAAUCUGAAACAAAGACUUCCUCUACAUUUGAAGUAGUUGCCAACCCAACCAGAUAUGAAGUAAUGACAUCACCUCUUAUCCGGAGACCCGUUCACACUUUCACAGAAAAUCCUCAAUUCACAGGCAAAGAGGAAGGAAGAGUUUUUGUCACAUUUGGCCACCCAAAGACAGGGAAGCAUUAAUAUCAUAUUCAGUGUAAUGCUCAUUCAAUGCUGCAGGAGUUGCUGGGUGAUUCCUUUAUGUUUUCCUCAAUCAUAGAUCUAAUGCUAUAUAUCUUCUGUUGUGCUUAUCAUGUAAUAUAGAUGUUUCAACCUGUGAUUUGUUCUUUUGUUUUUAUUAUGUUGUUAGUAUAGUAUUGUGUAUAACUAUUUUAUUUACGAUUGCCUUUGUACAAUUUCAUAACUUUUUCUUUAAUAAUUACUGCACAUGCAAUUUACUAGAUUCUUUUGUUUUCUAUAUCAGAGGUAAAUUGUUAGUUAAUUACAAUUUCUAAACAAAAUAAUUUGAAAUGUAUAUUGUUGUAAGCCAGAAAUUAAAUAAAGACUUUGUGCAAAUAAUAAAAAGUGACUGUUUCAUGACACAAAAUAUUAUCGUGUUCAGAAUUCAUCCAGUUGUACCCCUCCACCACAAAAAAUCUCCCACCCAUCUCAAUGUUACUGUUCACACUUCAAUUGUCAUAUUUUGUUAUUGUGUAUGCUGUAAAAAUAUUAAAGGUCACUAUCAUGGCAUUGAGAAUCACUUAUAUAGCAUAUGCUUCAAGGUCUCAGUGUCCCAAGCAGCAUAUUCAAUAUCUGAAUAUUCAAACAAUGAAACAAGUGUUGAAUCAUGGGUUCAAUAUCUAUUCCUGAAAUUCAGCAGUAAAGAUACACUUUGCCAAAAAAGAUACCCUUUGUCACGAAUGACUUAUAAAGGCAUUAAUGGUUACAAUUACAAGUGUUAACAUAAAUAUUAUAAAGUC
Messenger RNA from Anguilla rostrata (American eel), 9430 nucleotides. It is a transcript of the gene xirp1, whose product is annotated as xin actin binding repeat containing 1. Gene Ontology annotation, molecular function: actin filament binding. Bases 156 to 8654 code for a protein of 2832 amino acids. Gene Ontology annotation, biological process: actin filament organization; actin cytoskeleton organization. The record is from RefSeq and is a predicted model, not a curated record. Gene Ontology annotation, cellular component: focal adhesion; stress fiber. The transcript is spliced from 8 exons. NCBI's taxonomy places the organism in Eukaryota, Metazoa, Chordata, Actinopteri, Anguilliformes, Anguillidae.